Messenger RNA from Clarias gariepinus (North African catfish), 2515 nucleotides. RefSeq names its product N-acetylated alpha-linked acidic dipeptidase like 1 (gene naaladl1). The transcript has 19 exons. NCBI's taxonomy places the organism in Eukaryota, Metazoa, Chordata, Actinopteri, Siluriformes, Clariidae. The coding region runs from base 131 to 2374 and encodes 747 amino acids. Gene Ontology annotation, molecular function: carboxypeptidase activity. The record is from RefSeq and is a predicted model, not a curated record.
AAUCUCACGAUCUGCGCGUCACCAUCUUCCUGCCCCGUUAGGAGUUGUAGUGUAUUUGUAGUGUAGCUGUUGAUUAUAGUCUCCAGUGUAGAUAGCAAAGCAGCUGUGAGCGCUGCGAGAGAUCUGCACCAUGCUGAAGAAGGUUCUGCUGUGCGCUCUGGGCGGAGCGGUCAUCUUCAUCAUAGGGAUCCUGAUCGGGCAUUUUGGGAUCGAUAAGAAGACCUCAACCCCAUUACCCGAGUGGGUGCAGGAGGUGGCUCAGGAUGUGGACGAGAACUUCAUCGAGAAGUUCAUCGCUCAGGUGGACACCGUGCAGAUUGAGGAAAACCUUAAGAUGCUGACCCAGGUUCCCCACAUGGCCACCACGGCUGGAGACGAGGCCACGGUUGAUUUUAUGCUAAAGCGAUGGAAGGACAAGGACUCGGGGCUGGACAAUGCGUGGAGGGAGGAUUACAGAGUCUAUCUGUCCUUCCCAGACAAAGACAAGCCGAAUAAUGUCACUGUGGUGAGAGGCUCUGACGUGGUGGACUACAUACGGGAAAAAGAGAAGAUGUACUUUCCGGAGCAGGACGAUCCGGAGGUGGUGCAGCCGUACGCCGCUUACGGACCUGCAGGACACGCGAAGGGGAAGCUGGUGUACGCCAACCAGGGCAAAGUGAGUGACUAUGAGUUUUUAAACCAAACCCUGGGGGACUUAAAUGGAACGAUCGCCAUCGUCAGAUAUGGAGGAGCAGGAAGAGCUGAUAAAGGCAUCAAUGCUGCCCCUUUCGGUGUCAUCGGUGUGCUUGUCUACACCGACCCCUUUGACAUCAACGACGGGAUGAUGUCAGAUGAGAACGAGACAUAUCCCCACUCGUGGUACCUCCCGCCUUCUGGCGUUGAGAGAGGAAGCUACAAAACUAACUUUGGAGAUCAGCUGACACCGUACCUGGCUGCCAAACAAGAUACAUACAGAAUUAACGAAAAGGACAUCACUGGGGUUUCGCCUAUUCCGAUGCAGCCAAUCGGAUUUGAAGAUGCUCAAAAGUUAAUAUGUGAGCUUGGUGGAGCCGAAGCUCCCGAUACUUGGCAGGGCUCCUUUCCCUGCAAGUACAACUUUGGUGGACCGGGAUUCAAAGACACAUCUCGAUUUAAGGACUGUGAUGUGCAGCUUGACGUGUACAACAAGGCAGAAUUAAAAGACUCUGCGAAUGUGAUGGGAGUCAUCUGGGGCAGUGUAGAGCCAGACAGGUAUGUGAUCUACGGGAACCACAGAGACAGCUGGGUACACGGCGCCAUCGACCCCAGCAGCGGUACAUCCGUCAUGUUGGAGAUCACACGAAUCCUGGGGCAGAUGGUCAAGACAGGGAAAUGGCGGCCGCGGCGGACGCUGAUCUUUGGCAGCUGGGGAGCCGAGGAAUUCGGUCUGAUCGGAUCUGCCGAAUAUGCAGAGGAGUACAUAAGCAAGCUGAUCCAGAGGACAGUGGCCUACAUCAACGUGGACAUCUCUGUGUUCGCUAACGCCACACUUAGGGCCUCCGCCAGCCCCAUAGCGCAGCAUGUCAUCUUUACUGCAGCCAAACAGGUGAAGAUACCCGGAUCAAACACCGUAUCCGUCUACGAGAACUGGAGGCAACACUCAAACUGGACGAGUCCUACACAUGGAAACAUCCCUAAGAUGGGAUACCUGACAGGAGCAGGAAGUGACUACGCUGCAUUUAUGCAUUACCUGGGAAUAUCCUCGAUGGACAUCGCCUACACCUAUGACCGGAGCAAAACCAGUGCACGUAUCUACCCCGCGUACCACACGGCGUACGACACAUUUCACUACGUGUCCAACUUCAUUGACCCAGGUUUCACCAGUCACCAGACUGUAGCAAGAACAGCGGGGAACGUUUUGUUGCGACUAGCCGAUAGCGUUUUGCUGCCGUUUAAAUGUAGCGACUACGCCGGGGUGCUCGAGCAGUAUCUCACUGAAGCUGUGGGGAAGUUCGAAGCUGAUUUGAAGGCUAAGGAUAUCUCCAUGGAAUCUCUAAAGGAAGCUGUGAAGUCGUUCCAGAAUGCAGCCGCGAGUUUGGAGAAGACCAUCAGCGGUUUGGAUGUCAUGAACAGCUCGCCGCUGAAAGCUCGCAAAAUCAACGACCAGCUCAUGCUGUUAGAUCGCGCCUUCCUGAACCCGCUCGCCUUCCCUGACAAAUACGGCUUCAGGCACGUGAUCUGGGCAUCCCGCUCCUCUAGCGUGGCCACAUUCCCAGGUCUGGCAGACGCCGUAGAGAAAGCUAGGCUCAGCGGCUUGGAGCAGGACUGGGCUCAAGCGCACCGACACCUCUCCAUUGUGACGCAGGCCGUCUCCGGGGCGGCUCACACCCUCGCCGAGGCUCACGCCGCCCUGUAACACAGCUUCACCAAACCAGCAAGCAAGAGAUGUGUUGUUGUUUUACACAAGUGUGUAUAUAAAAGUCUUUUGUGUACAGUUCAAACUAUGGAGAGAGAUCAUUCAGUAUAUCAAAGAAUAAACUCAAUACAGGACAUGAAA